ACUUUUUUUAUCACUCCAUUGAUGGCUGCUUGAUCUCAGAGGUAUCCUGCAACAACGACAAUCGCAACCAUGUCUGCCGCUACUGAUAAGGCACGCUUCUUUCUAGAAAAGUCAGUACCUGAACUGAAAGAGUAUGAAAGAAAGAAAAUUUUCAGCAAGGAUGAGAUCACAGCGAUCAUCAAGAAACGGUCGGACUUUGAGCACAAGCUCAAUGCUCGCGGUGCUCAACCUUCCGACUUUGUACGAUAUGCAGAAUACGAGAUGAACCUGGACACCCUCCGACGCAAAAGGGUGAAGCGACUCGGUAUUCGCGGUGCGGGAUAUUCUGGCCAGCGGCGGAUUUUUUUCAUCCUGGAUCGCGCAACUCGCAAAUUCCACGGCGAUAUUGGUUUAUGGAUUCAAUACAUUGAAUAUGCUAGGGCGCAGAAAGCUUUCAAAAAACUUUCCACGAUCUUCGACGAUGUCCUACGACUACACCCAACAAAUGUGGAUCUGUGGAUAUAUGCAGCGCAAUAUGCUUUGGAUGACCAUGCAGAUAUGACGCAGUCGCGAAGCCACAUGCAACGUGGGCUACGGUUCUGCAAGAACUCUAGGAAGCUAUGGAUUCACUACGCGAAGCUAGAAUUGAUCUAUACAGCCAAGCUUGUUGCCCGGCAGCGCAUCCUGGGUCUUGACAAAGAGAUUGAAGCCCCGAAACCGAUGCCAGAUGCUUCCUUUGAAGAUCCUAACGCCGACAUGAUUGCGCUACCACAGAUCACCGGUGAAGAUAUCAAUCCGAGCGCUGGAGAUAAUAAUGGAGUGGACCAAGUGGCGUUAGAGAAUCUUCGCUCAACACCUGCAAUGAGCGGUGCUAUCCCUUUGGCCAUUUUUGAUACCGCAAUGAAAAACUUUGAACAAGAUGCCAAAUUCGGACGGGAGUUCUUCGACAUGGUCGUGGAGUUUCCUGACUUGCCAUGCUUACGCAAAAUCUUGGAGCAUGUUGUCAAUGCGCUGCAGCAGUCCAGUCCUACCAGUCAUCAUACGCAAAUCUGCUAUAUCAAACUUCCUACCACCGGAGUGCAGCCCACGUCACCCGAUUUUCCGCGGGCUUUGAUUACGUCCUUUGCCCGGUUGAAGGAGCACCGCGAGAACCCCAAUGUCGCAAAGGAGGUUAUUAACUGGCUGCAGCCCUUGGAGAACGCAGAAGGUUUGGAUCCAUCUCUGCAAAAGGCUAUUACUGCCACGGUCCGCAAUGCGGAGCGUGUGCUAUAGCCUUAAGAGCUGGCGGCUCCUCGUUUAUUCUAAUUGUUCGUACCUGUUUACUUCUCCGCUGUCAUGCAAAGGCGCAUAUUGGAGUUCAUCAUCGCACAUGGGUGGUUCAGAUAAAAGUUAGCUCUUCGCCAAUCAUUCAUCAAAUUUACUACCCCGUCGAUUGCUCUUUUUGCUGCUGUGCAGUUUCUUAGACUUGAUUCUGGCUUCGUUUUCAGCCUUCCUCAAUUUGUGUACCCGGUCUCUUUGUUCCUGAGAUGUCUCCCCAGGAAUGGCAUCUGUUGCAGUAGCUUUAAGUAACUGAUGUAAUUUCUCGUAACACGACUCCACAUUGGCGGCUUGUUUCCGCGACUCUUCCGACUGUAUGACUAGACUCUGCGAUCUCUCGGCGAAGUAUCGUGAUGAUCGUAGUGAACGGUGUAAGAUUCGAGGCACAAGCGGUAAGAGAGAAUGAAGAGGCACUUUUAGAGUAGCUUUUGAGUUCACCUUGUUCACGUUCUGCCCCCCAGGACCACCGGAACGA
Aspergillus pseudotamarii is the source of this 1771-nucleotide messenger RNA. RefSeq names its product snoRNA-binding rRNA-processing protein UTP6. Lineage: Eukaryota; Fungi; Ascomycota; Eurotiomycetes; Eurotiales; Aspergillaceae. Gene Ontology annotation, biological process: maturation of SSU-rRNA from tricistronic rRNA transcript (SSU-rRNA, 5.8S rRNA, LSU-rRNA). Bases 70 to 1251 code for a protein of 393 amino acids. The transcript has 4 exons. Gene Ontology annotation, cellular component: small-subunit processome; Pwp2p-containing subcomplex of 90S preribosome. Gene Ontology annotation, molecular function: snoRNA binding; protein binding. The record is from RefSeq and is a predicted model, not a curated record.